ACGUCUUUCCCAAGGAAAAUGGCCCGCCGUGCCAGUGCCCAGGAAACGCUAGUCGAUGUUGACAGCCACAACCAGCCUCCCGAAAGCUUCCAAAGACUUCUCAAUCGCCAGAAGACGGGGCGGCUUAUCAAAGGAGGGGCACAUGGGCCGAGAGUUGUUGAUCAAUCAAAAGGCACCCAGUCACUCUCUGGACAAUUUUGUAGCAGUUUAUUAGCUUAAAGGCUGAUGUGACAGUUUGCCCGCGCCCCCCCGGACGAUCUCGCGAAGGCUUAGGAGGCCGUGUGGGAACUAGCCGGUGGUCGCCGUCUGAUCAGCCGACCUGGUCUCCGUCUGCUUCAAUCGCCGUCUGUCAAACUUGAAGCUGUCACUCUUCUGCCGCACUCGGUGACUCGGCUAUCCUCAGACAGCCCUGUUUCCUCAUCACCCAAUGCGCACUUCGCCAGUGCCGGUUGUGCUGCAUUAUUGGGACUAUUCGGGGAGUACGUCCGCAGCUACGAUGGUCUUCUUUUAUUCAGCCUUGUUGGAACAAUUUUCGGCACAACCAGUGGCCAGACCGCCUGCAAUAAGUAUCAGACUGGCCGCUCAGGCCGGUAGCUGAGAUGGCCUAUAUUGCUGUGCUGCAAUGUGUACAUCGGCCGAAUAGAGGCAGAGUGGAGGGAUCUGGUACUGACGGACCUGGGUCGGUCUGCACCAGGGUACAUGUUCUCUGGCAUUGUUGCUGUCGGAGCAGGUUGUGUAGGUCGGCAUUACCACAAGAACGCAAUGUGGGAGGAUGGGAAAGUUCAGAAGCGACAAAAUUGUCAGGCAGCAUUCUCGACACGGGGAAAUGUAUGCAUGGUGAUUCAGUUAACCAAGAGAUCAGCCUCCCUCCUUUAUGCAUGGGAACUUUGCUGCGGUGAUGGCUGUGUGAAAGGCGACACUCGUUGUGUGCAAGUGAGUUGAGUUGAGUUGAGGGCGCAGCUGCACUCUGCAGUUUUUCUCUCUCUUUCCUUGUCGCCGUCAGCAACUUGAACGUGAACCUCAACUUUCUGCCCGUGCGAAUACACUGCUUGCCUUGCUGAGCUGCUUCUCUGCUUUGACGCGUGUUGGUGCCAUCUUCUCUUGGUUCUCAUUCAGCUUCUGCCCCGUCUCCUCUCUUUCUUGUCAUCUUCUCACAGUGCUGUCGCGGUCCACCGUCCUAUGUCCGCAACAAAGCCUUCUGAGCGUCUGCUCAGAUACCCGCCCAUGGAGAGACAGGACCUGAAUCAGUCCCAGUUGGGCAGCUUCAAGUUCACACCAGUAGACAAGGUCCAGUCAAUCGACACCAUUGCCACAAAUUACUUGCAGCAGCAACUGGCAGAGAGCCUCAUGCGAGCGGAAAAGUCCAGAUUUCUGGCAUCUGCCCAGCCACACAGUUCAACUGAGGUCAAGGUGACAUCGCCAGCUCUGAGUUUUGGUUCAACCGACGCCGAGUUCUUUAACAAGCAUAUCAAGCCCGAUCUUGCUGAGUCGCGUCUGCGCCUAGGACCUGCAGCCUUUCGGUCUGCUGUUGAUGGAGGUGCAAGAAGCCCAACCAAGCAAGAUCACAUUCGCAUCCUGGGGCAGGUUCAGGAGCAUAGUUCAGGGUUGGCACCUGCUCAGAUGAACUAUUUCCCAGAUGAUACUGGACAUACCGCGUUGGAGAUACCAAACAUGGAUCCCACAGCUGCCGCCUUUGUGCCAACUGCGACACUCAACCAGUCUUUGGGUCUGGCCUUGGUGAACGAGCAGCAAGCGCACAAUACAACUCGGGAAGCCUUGAGAAAGGAAGUAGAACGUACCGCGCAAUUGGAAGAUCAGAUCAAGAAGCACCAGCAGCAGAUCUCACGCCUGACUGUCACAGUGAACAACCUGGGGGCAAUCAUCAAACAUAACCUCCAUAAGGACGUUGCUGUGACACCAGCCAAGGACAAAGAUGCAGAAGAAGCUGCUUUACAUGACUUCUACCGCACCAAUCCGCACCUUGUAAAGAAUAUUGAGAACUUGGGGAUGACUGAGGAUGCAAGAGGUCAGGACAAUAACAAAGGUCUGACUCACGCAAAGGGGGCAGCGGCCACUGUUCAAGCGGACGCUGUGAAAGUCGACGAGAAUCAGCUUUACAAUUUCGAGUUGUUGACAAAUCCCCAUGACGACGGCUCGCCAAUAUCUGCUUUGCGCCGAACCCUGCGAAAACAGUUCUCCAUCGCUGAGAGUAUCGGCGGCAGCCAGAUCAACUCCGCAAUCACCCCGUCAAAACAACCAAUAAAGGACAAUAGACUCAUCGAGAUAUCCCCGGAGUCCGGUGAGAGUGUCAAAGAAGCUGAUCAGGGCGAAGCUGUCGGCACCAGCCCAAGCCCAGGCAAAGACAAUAAGAAGGCGGUUACUGGCAAGCUGUUCAAGCGCAGUGAUAGCAGUGCGAAUCUGAAGACACGUCUUCUGACUGCAAAAACUCCAGUCGCGCAAUUGCCGACCACACUCAGCAACAAAUGCGCGCGGCAACCUUUAUCUAACCACCAAGUAGUGCUCAAGAACCAGACAAACGAUCCCCAGCAGAAGAUGGCAACACCGAAUCUACCUAACCUCUGGAAUCAGAAUGAGGCGGGAGGGGCCAGUGGCGCAGACAAGAGCGCGGUUGAUGGCAACAAUGAUGGAAGCUCGAGUCAGACAUCUACGCAUGAAGGUGGUGCUCAACGCCUUCAAAUUACUCGACCCCCUACACGGGCGACUGUCCAAAUUCCUGGAAACUUUGAUGGCCAUCCAAAGUGGCUAGUAACCAAGGAAAAUCCCAUCUUCGAGUCCGACGAAGAAAUUUGGGCUGCUAUCAAAGAGUCCGGUCCCCCCUGGAUGACGAGAAGUGCCUUCGCAGAUCAUCCCGUUCGCUACCUGCCAGAGGAUGCCGUCCGUGAUCAGAACGCGUAUCGUACAGUCAUGAUGGACGAAAUCCCCGUUGGUACAACCAUGAAAGACGUUCUUAGUAUGAUCCGCGGGGGUACUCUGGAAUCUCUUCAGCUCUUGCCGCCCAUUGGUCGCGCCACUUCUUUCAUGACUGCUCGGGUGGUUUUUCUCCACGAGGGAGCAGCUGAUGGAAUGAGAGCACGUCAUCAACGCGUACCCUUCACCAUCAACGGAACUCAGGUCCGCGUUUGGAAACCGAUUGAUCCAACAUACCCACUACCUCGCGAUAUCGAAGAUGGUGUUUGGGGCGAAGAUGAAGCCAGCCGAAUCCUGUUGAUCGGUAACAUUCACGACAGCCUGUUCGAAGUCAUCCCCACGAAGUUGGCCCGCCUGGCCCUUAGCAGCUCGGUGAUCGAAUAUAGCUGGACUUGGGAUGGCUACGCUUCCAUCGAGUUUGCCGACAUCAAGAGCGCAUUUCAUGCCUCCAGAGAACUGAAGGCUCACGAAGAUUUGUACGACGCAGACUUUCGCUUCGACCGGGACUACACCUCGGACAAGUACGAGGCCCUUCAGGACAGUGACGAAUAGGGUAUGAAUGAUUGCUUGCCACCAGGAGGCUAAAGAAGGUUCUGCCAGAAUUGGUUCAUGGACGCACUCGCGCAACAAGCACGAGGUUGGGCACUGUUAGUGCGGAGGGCCAAGAAGCCACAAUCAACUGAGAUAGUAAAAAUGAGAUGCAUCACUCCA
Messenger RNA from Exophiala dermatitidis NIH/UT8656, 3639 nucleotides. RefSeq lists its product as uncharacterized. NCBI's taxonomy places the organism in Eukaryota, Fungi, Ascomycota, Eurotiomycetes, Chaetothyriales, Herpotrichiellaceae. The coding region runs from base 1180 to 3480 and encodes 766 amino acids. The record is from RefSeq and is a predicted model, not a curated record. The transcript has 6 exons.